Megalobrama amblycephala (Wuchang bream) is the source of this 890-nucleotide messenger RNA. It is a transcript of the gene crygm6, whose product is annotated as crystallin, gamma M6. The transcript has 3 exons. The record is from RefSeq and is a predicted model, not a curated record. Gene Ontology annotation, molecular function: structural constituent of eye lens. Gene Ontology annotation, biological process: visual perception; lens development in camera-type eye. Bases 318 to 890 code for a protein of 190 amino acids. NCBI's taxonomy places the organism in Eukaryota, Metazoa, Chordata, Actinopteri, Cypriniformes, Xenocyprididae.
UUUUAGUUUGGUCAUGAACAAUAUUGCAGCUUUCAUCUAUCUAUUACUCAACAGAUUCAGUAAAAGAUAUUUUGCUCUUGCAUUGAUUUAUUGUGCUGACUGCAGCCAGAUUGAAGCUUCUGCCAGCAGGACAUGAUGGAGUCCUGUGCAUUUUGAUGAAUAUGGAAAACCUGCACCAGAGACAAGCCAAACAUAAUCGGAUUGUUUCAUUGCCCCUCUGAUUGUAGCCCCUAUUACUAGAUUUAUUUGAAUGACAAUACUUUAUGCUGUGCAAUCACAGCUGCUUCUAGGUUUUAUAAAAGACAGUGAUAAACUGGAUGCCAGUGUUGAGCUGUAUAGCCCUGCCAGAUGCCAACAUGGCUAUCGGAAAGAUCGUUUUCUAUGAGGACAAGAACUUUCAGGGCCACCAUCAUGAGUGCAGCAGCGACUGUGCAGACCUGCACCCCUAUUUUACCAAAUGCAACUCUAUCAGGGUAGAGAGUGGGUGCUUCAUAGUGUAUGAGCACCCAAAUUAUAUGGGACAGCAGUACUUCCUGCGGAGGGGCGAGUAUUCUGACUGUCAGCGUAUGAUUGGGUUCAGUAACUGUAUUAUGUCAUGCCGUAUGAUCCCCAUGUAUAAUGGUAACUACAGAAUGAGGCUAUAUGACCGGGCUGAUAUGGGAGGUCAGAUGAUUGAACUCACAGAAGAUUGCCCUAACAUCAUGGACCGCUUCCAUACAUCUGACAUCCACUCCUGUCAUGUGAUGGACGGCCACUGGCUUCUAUACGAGCAGCCCAACUACAGGGGACAAAUGUAUUACCUUGGACCAGGUGAAUACAGGAAGUACAGCGACUGGGGAGGAACGGCCCCAAGAAUUGGGUCCCUCAGGAGAAUAACCACUUUCAACUAG